This is a messenger RNA of Phaeoacremonium minimum UCRPA7, 1527 nucleotides long. RefSeq names its product putative f-box protein. NCBI's taxonomy places the organism in Eukaryota, Fungi, Ascomycota, Sordariomycetes, Togniniales, Togniniaceae. The record is from RefSeq and is a predicted model, not a curated record. The transcript has 2 exons. Gene Ontology annotation, biological process: SCF-dependent proteasomal ubiquitin-dependent protein catabolic process. Bases 1 to 1527 code for a protein of 508 amino acids. Gene Ontology annotation, cellular component: SCF ubiquitin ligase complex. Gene Ontology annotation, molecular function: protein binding.
AUGGACCCCUCCCGCGACACUGCGUCAGAGCUCGACUCCUUCCGCGAACAGUGGCGCGCCGAGGUGCGCGCGAGGAACCCGCCCUCUAGAAGUCAACAGAGCGCUGCAGGUCCGUCGAAUCCCACUUCUAGGCCGUCCCGCGGGGUGCCGGAGAGACCCAAGAACUUCGUGGCAGCGUCGAAGACGAUCCCCCACGAUGUAGACGACGAGUUCAUCCAGACACAAGUCUUCGAAGAGCCGGAGGGAAGCGAACCUACCAACGAUACGCAAUUGCCCGCGGAGUCCAGAGAUGGCAAGGGCCCAGUGUCCGCGCUCGACCACUACGAGCAGGCGGUUGAGAAGGAGGCGCAAGGUAGUCUAGGGGACAGCUUGCGCCUGUACCGGAAGGCUUUCAGGAUGGACCACCGAGUCGAUCAGAAAUACAAGAACAAGUACUUCGCUGCGGCUUGGGCUCAGAAACCGCAGCAGGCUGGCUCCUCUGUCGCACCAGGCACGUCAGCCGCAGCGAAAGCACCCGAAGCGACGUUAGAAAGCCAACCGCAAUCAAUGAAGGAGCUGCUUGCGAGCUUCGCGGGCUUGUCGAUCGAACCUGCGCCGCCGGAGAUAGAGGGAAUGCCCCAACCGCCCUGUCCGAUUGCGAGCCUACCCGAGGAGAUUUUGAUACAUAUACUGCAGGAUGUGGCCGUGGAAGACGUUGGCGACUUUGUUCGACUUGCCCAGGUCUGCAAGAGGUUUGCAUGGCUGGUGGCCACGGAAGACCGAAUUUGGCGGAGAAUAUGUAUCGGCUCGGAGGUCGGGUUUGGCGGGAUGCACUAUGACUGGCAGAAGGGCGUGUCGUGGGAGCCGCUCGGUGAAUUCAUCCUUGAAGAUGACGCGGAGAGCGUAGCACGCAGCCGACAAGCCGAGUCACUCGUAACCACCAACGCCCUCCUGGGCAACCCAUACACAACCUGGCAACGGAUGUUCCGCCAACGGCCCAGGAUACGCUUCAACGGCUGCUACAUCAGCACCGUGAACUACAUCAGAGCAGGACAGGCGUCCGCUCACCAAAUCACUUGGAACAGUCCCGUCCAUAUUGUCACCUACUACCGGUAUCUCCGCUUCUUCCGUGACGGUACGGUGAUUAGCCUCUUGACGACAGACGAGCCCUCCAGCGUCGUCCAUCAUCUAACCAAGGACCUCCUUGCCUUGCAUCAAGACGGCGCAAUGGCACAUCUACCGUCGAUAGUCAUGCAAUUCGGGCUGAAAGGGCGCUGGCGUCUUUCGUCUGCGCUGGACAACCCGGAUGUAAGCCCUGCGGAGGCAGAAGGGGAGCUCUUUGUUGAAACGGACGGUGUGGGUCCUAAAUAUAUGUACAGAAUGGAGUUGUCCCUCAAGAGUGCUGGAAAGGGAGCGAGGAACAACAAGCUUAUUUGGAAGGGCUUCUACAGUUACAAUAAGCUGACGGAUGACUGGGGAGAAUUCGGACUGAAGAAUGAUAAACCUUUCUUCUUUAGUCGUGUGAAGAGCUAUGGGAUAGGCGAGUGA